This is a messenger RNA of Panthera uncia (snow leopard), 5318 nucleotides long. It is a transcript of the gene ULK4, whose product is annotated as unc-51 like kinase 4. Gene Ontology annotation, biological process: protein phosphorylation. Lineage: Eukaryota; Metazoa; Chordata; Mammalia; Carnivora; Felidae. Bases 154 to 3390 code for a protein of 1078 amino acids. Gene Ontology annotation, molecular function: protein kinase activity; ATP binding. The record is from RefSeq and is a predicted model, not a curated record. The transcript has 33 exons.
UGGCAAGUGGACCGGUCCCGAAGGGGUAGAAGCUGAGACCGGAGCCUUCGCGGGAGCAGUCCGCUGGGUCGGCGGCUUCUCCGCCUCGAGCGUUCAGGAACUAGAGAUGCUAUUAGGCUGUUGUUUUAUCCAAUGUGAGAAGUUGGCCCGGAGAUGGAAAACUUCAUUCUGUAUGAGGAGAUUGGCAGAGGAAGCAAGACUGUUGUUUAUAAAGGGCGACGGAAGGGAACAAUCAAUUUUGUAGCUAUUCUUUGUACUGAUAAGUGCAAAAGGCCUGAAAUAACCAACUGGGUCCGUCUCACCCAUGAAAUUAAACACAAGAAUAUCGUAACUUUUCAUGAAUGGUAUGAAACCAGCAAUCAUCUCUGGCUCGUGGUGGAACUCUGCACAGGUGGUUCCCUAGAAAUGGUGAUUGCUCAAGAUGAAAACCUCCCAGAAGAUGUUGUGAGAGAAUUUGGGGUUGACCUCAUUGCUGGAUUACAUCAUCUUCAUCAACUUGGCAUUCUCUUUUGUGACCUUUCUCCAGGCAAGAUACUCUUGGAAGGGCCUGGCACAUUGAAGUUCAGUAACUUUGGCUUGGCCAAAGUGGAAGGUGAAAAUUUGGAAGAGUUCUUUGCUUUGGUGGCAGCAGAAGAAGGAGGAGGUGAUAGUGGGGAAAAUGCACUGAAGAAAACCAUAAAAGGUCGAGUCAAAGGAUCUCUUACAUAUACAGCACCUGAAAUUUUAAGGGGUACUGACUUCACCACCACCAGUGACCUCUGGUCUUUGGGCUGUCUGCUUUAUGAAAUGUUUUCAGGAAGACCUCCAUUCUUCUCAGAAAGUUUUUCAGAAUUAAUUGAAAAGAUUUUUUAUGCAGAUCCUUUGCCACCUUUUCCAAAAGAUUCUUCUCUUCCUAAAGCUUCUUCAGAUUUUAUUAAUUUGCUUGAUGGUUUACUUCAAAAAGAUCCUCAGAAAAGAUUAACUUGGGCAGGCCUAUUGCAGCAUUCAUUUUGGAAGGAUGCUUUCGCUAGGAGAGAUCAUGAAUCGAGCACUGAGGAUUCCAUCGUCAGCAGCGGAAAAGUGAUGGAGCAUUCUGGGACCCAGGAUUCCAAGGAGGUUUUGAAGCCAAGUGGACAAGCCAAGGGGGACAAGAGUGGUCAGCGACUGAGUCAGUCUUUCAGACUAGAAAAUCCAGCUGAGUUGCGGCCUAGAAGUGUGGUUGGGGGUCAACCGAAUGAGUCCAUGUUUCUUCUGAGUUCUCGCCCGACUCCGAGAACUAGCAGUGCGGUCGGACUAAGUCCUGGUGAGGAUAGGACUCAACAUUCACCACAGAAGGCUUCUCCUUUGACCAAGAUUGCAAGUGAACCCCUGAGUCAGCAGGACCUGGAAUCCCAGAUGAGAGAGCUUAUCUACACAGACUCUGAUCUUGUCAUCACCCCAAUUAUCGACAACCCAAAGAUAAUGAAACCACCACCAAUUAAAUUUGAUCCAAAGAUACUGCAUCUACCAGCAUAUUCAGUGGAUAAAUUAGCAUUUCUAAAAGACCAAGACUGGAACGCCUUUUUGCAGCAGGUGUGCUCACAGAUCGACUCCACUGAGAAGAGCACGGGGGCCUCGCGAGCCAAGCUGAACCUCCUUUGCUAUUUGUGUGUCGUGACUGGACACCGGGAGGUGGCCACGCGCCUCCUCCAUUCACCUCUGUUCCAUUUACUAAUCCAGCAUUUGCGAAUAGCUCCAAACUGGGAUAUACGGGCCAAGGUUGCUCGGGUGAUGGGUUUACUGGCCUCACACACAACUGAGCUCCAGGAAAAUACACCUGUUACUGAGGCAAUUACUGUCUUAACUGAGUUAAUUAGGGAAAACUUCAGAAAUAGCAAAUUAAAACAGUGCCUCUUACCAACUCUUGGGGAGCUGAUCUACCUUGUAGCCACCCAGGAAGAAAAAAAAAAGAACCCUAGAGAAUGCUGGGCCGUUCCCUUGGCUUCGUACACAGUGCUAAUGAGGUGCCUUCGGGAAGGGGAAGAACGUGUUGUGAAUCACAUGGCAGCAAAGAUUAUUGAAAAUGUCUGCACUACCUUUUCUGCUCAGGCCCAGGGCUUUAUUACAGGAGAAAUUGGACCCGUUUUAUGGUUCUUAUUCAGACAUUCCACUGUUGAUUCUCUCAGGAUAACAGCAAUAUCGGCCUUGUGUAGAAUCACUCGCCAUUCUCCCACUGCCUUCCAGAAUGUUAUUGAGAAGGUGGGACUGAACGCAGUAAUAAACUCCCUGGCCUCAGCCAUCUGCAAAGUUCAGCAGUACAUGUUGACCUUAUUCACUUCAAUGUUGUCUUGUGGGAUUCAUCUUCAGAGGUUAAUCCAAGAAAAGGAUUUUGUUUCUACAAUUAUCCGUUUACUUGACAGCCCAUCAACUUCGAUUAGAGCAAAAGCCUUCCUCGUUCUUUUAUAUAUUUUGAUUCAUAACCAUGAGAUGCUGCUGCUCGGCUGCCAAGCGAGACUGGUGAUGUACAUCGAGAGAGACAGCAGAAAGACCACUCCAGGCAAGGACCUGCAAAGCGGCAAUGAAUACCUGUCCAAGUGCCUGGACCUUCUCAUCCGUCACAUUGUGCACGAGCUGCCGCGGAUCCUGGGUGACAUUCUUAACGCCUUGGCCAAUGUUUCUGGUCGUAAACACCCAUCAACAGUCCAAGCGAAACAGCUGAAGACGUGUCUCCCCCUGAUGCCUAUAGUGCUUCACCUCGUAACUUCUCAGGUGUUUCGACCUCAGGUUGUAACAGAAGAGUUCCUUUUCAGUUAUGGAACUAUUCUUAGUCAUAUUAAAUCUAUAGACUCAGGAGAAACUAACAUAGAUGGAGCCGUAGGACUGAUGGCAUCGGAGGAAUUUAUCAAGAUCACGUUGUCGGCUUUUGAAGCAAUAAUACAAUAUCCUGUUUUGUUGAAAGACUAUUGCUCUACGGUUGUUGAUUAUAUCCUGCCACCCUUGGUCUCGUUGGUUCAGAGCCAAAAUGUGGAGUGGAGACUCUUCAGCUUGCGGUUGCUCUCAGAAACCACAUCUCUACUCGUGAACCAGGAGGUCGGGGAUGGCAAGAAGGAGGCGAAUGUUGACUCUGACAGCAAUCUACUGGCUCUCAUUAGAGAUGUCUUACUUCCCCAGUACGAGCACAUCCUCGCGGAGCCUGACCCAGUACCAGCUUAUGCUCUGAAACUGCUUGUUGCCCUGACUGAACACAACCCAACCUUCACCAGACUUGUGGAAGAGAGCAAACUGAUCCCACUCAUUUUUGAAGUAAUUCUGGAACAUCAGGAGAACAUUCUGGGUCACACCAUGCAAAGUGUGAUUGCGUUGCUCAACAAUCUGGUGGCCUGCAAAGAUUCAAAUAUGAAGCUACUUUAUGAACAAGGUGCGGCUCCUUGAAUUUUGGUCCUCUCGAACUUGAAGACCUGUGAGCUAAGGAUACACGUUACUGCUCUGCCACAUUUCUAGACUGUAACGAGGAGACGUAGCAAGAAGGACCAUCAGAGGAACUCUCAUUUAAAAGGGCAAAGUAAAGGUAGAUAACAGUCACUGAUCCAUGACAAUGUUGAAAUCUUGGGGGACACGUUUCCUCAGCCCUCAUUGUUCCCAAAGGAAAAAAAUACUCCCGUGCUUUGAGAAUAGUUUGCCCUGGGAAUGGUUCUCUGUGGCUCUUGCCUCUAACUUCUGAAUCGUUGUUCUUUUCCCAUAAGAGUGGCCCAUGCUCGUAGCUGAGUAAGACUCUAAGCCUGAUUCUUCCCUGUAGAAGUUUGGGACCCUACAACUGUUUUUCAUUGUAAAAGGAAUUAUCCCUGGUCUCCUCAGUCCAAACCAGUGGUGCUUCUUUCAAUGUGAGUCUAGCAAAAACUUUGUUAGUUUCUUGUAAAUUUUUUUCUGGUUUCAUUGAGAAAUAAUUGAUACAACAUCACUGUAUAGGUUUAAGCAGUAUGGUGUGAUGAUUCGGUUUACAUAUAUUGUGCAGUGAUUACCACGAUAGGUUUAGCUAACGUCCAUCUUCUCUUAUAGAUACAAUAAAAAGAAAAGAAAGAAAAACUGGGAAUGGUUUUUCCUUAUAAUGAGAACUGUUAGGAUUUGCUCUUAACAGUUUUCCUAUAUAUUAUGUAGCAAUGCUAACCGUCAUCUUAUGUUGUAUAUUACAGCCCUAGAACUUAUUUAUUUUUACAACUGGGGGCUUGUACCUUUUGACCACCUUUCUCCUUUUCCUCUGCUUCUGGUAACCACAAGUCUGAUCUAUUUUUCUGUGAGUUCGGUGGUGAUAGUUUAGAUUCCACAUAUAAGUGAGAUCGUACAAUAUUUGUCUUUCUCUUUCUGACUUAUUUCACAAAGCAUAACGCUUUCGGGGUUUAACCAUGUUGUUACCAAUGGUAGGUUUUCCUUUUCUAUGGCCGAAUAAUAUUCCAUUAUGUGUAUACAUACACACCCUUCCUUCUUUAUCCAUUGACUGCUUGAUGGACACUUAGUUUGUUUUCAUGUCUGGCUACUGCAAAUAAUGCUGCUGUGAACAUGCAGGUGCAGGUAGCUUUCUGAGUUAGUGUUUUUGUUUCCUUUGGGUGUAUUCCCAGAAGUGGAAUUACUGGGUCCUAUGAUAGCUCUUUGUUUUUUGUUUGUUUGUUCUGUUUGUCUGCUUGUUUUGAGGAUCCUCCAUACUGUUUUCCAUAGUAUGGGAAGGCUGCACCAAUUUACAUCCCUGCCAACGGUGCGCAAGGGUCCUUUUCCUCAUCCAUGCCAGCGUCUGUUAUCGUUGGCCUUAUCAGUGGUGGCCGUUCUAACAGGCAUAAGGUGAUACUGCAUUGUGGUUUUAAUUUGCAUUUUUCUAAUGACUCGUGAUGCUAGGCAUCUUUUCAUGUACCAGUUGGCCUUUUGUGUAUAUUCUUUGGCGAAGCGUGUGUUCAGGUAGGUCCUUUACCCAUUUUUCAAUUGGGUUACUUUUUUUUGCUACUGCGUCAUAUGAUGUCUUUUUUUUAAAUUUUAUUUAAAUCCAAGUUAAUUAAUUAACAUGUAGUGUAAUAUUGGUUUCAGAAGUAGAAUUGAGUGAUUCAUCACAUACAUAUAAUACCCAGUGCUCAUCCCAACCGUAUGAUUUCUUUGUGUAUUUUGGAUUUUAGCCCCUGGUCAGAUACAUGGUUUGCAAAUACUUUUUCUCACUCCAUAGGUUGUUUUUUUACUUUCUUGAUGGGUUCUUUGGUGUACAGAAGGUUUUUAGUUGGAUGCCAUCCCACUUGUUUAUUUUUCUGUUCGUUGCCUGUGUUUUAAGCAUCACAUCCAAAAAGUCAUUAUCAAGAUGCAUGUCAAGAAGUUUUACUCCUAUA